Messenger RNA from Epinephelus moara (kelp grouper), 1282 nucleotides. Its product is annotated as piggyBac transposable element-derived protein 4-like. NCBI's taxonomy places the organism in Eukaryota, Metazoa, Chordata, Actinopteri, Perciformes, Serranidae. The record is from RefSeq and is a predicted model, not a curated record. The transcript is spliced from 4 exons. The coding region runs from base 42 to 413 and encodes 123 amino acids.
UCAGAGAAGUCUGGGACAUCUGGGUCUCCGCUGUGCAAAAGAUGUGGGCACCUUGUUCAGAGGUCUGUGUGGACGAGAUGCUGAUUGGUUUUCGUGGAAGAUGUCCCUUCUUGCAGUACAUGCCUUCGAAGCCAGACAAAUAUGGAUUGAAGGUGUGGGUCCUCUGUGAGUGCUUUACAUCUUACUGCUGGAAUCUUCAGUUUUAUCUGGGGAAACCAUCCCCAACAGCAAAACAUGAGGUGGGCCUAGGGAAGCGUGUGGUGAUGGAGCUGACGGUGGGCCUUACGGGAACCGUGACUGCCGACAACUUCUUCACGUCUCGUGACCUGGGGCAGCAGCUGCUAAAGAGGGGGAUGGCCCUCGUUGGCACAAUCCGUAAAACCAAGCCAGAGCUCCCACCACAGCUCCUGUAGAUGGGGGAAAGGGAGGUGCUGUCCACCAUCUUUGGAUUCACCAAACACACAAUGGUCUACUCCUACAUGCCUAAGGAUCGAAAGCCGGUGGUGCUCCUCAGUACAAGGCACUGGCAGGCAGUGGUGAGUGAGGAAGAGCACAAGAAACCUGAGGUCAUCCUCGACUAUAAUCGGUGCAAGGGAGCGGGGGAUAACCUGGAUAUGGUAUGCUUUACUCAUGAGUAUACUGUCUUUAUUGUACCUUUUCUGGGAAAUUAAUUGCAGCCCAUUUGAAUUUAUGAAUGAAUUUUUAUCAUGCAAGUUACUGGCACCUACACAUGCCGCAGGCAGACAAGGAGGUGGCCAGUGGCUGUCUUCUCCAGAAUGUUCGACAUCUCCUGCUGGAACGGCUUCCUUGUUUGGACGGCUCUGAACCCAAGAUAGGAAGUAAGGAAGACACACCGCAGGAGGCUUUUCAUUGACAUCCUUGGGAAAGAGCUUGUCCGCCCACACAUGGCAAGGCGAACCCAGUUGCCCCAGGCUGACAGACCACGCAACCAGGUGAUGGAGGCAAAGGCCUGGGGCCAGCAGCAAGGAGAAGAGGCUGCUGCUCAGCCACUGACCACUCCCCGACAACCACCUGCUACCACCCACCAGACACGAGCUGCCACCCACUACAACCUGCCAGACACAAGCUGCCACCCGCUACAACCCGCCAGACGCGAUCUGCCACUCCACUGCCACCCACUACAACCUGCCAGACACAAGCUGCCACCCCACUGCCACACGCUACAACCUGCAUGCAGCCAUGCAGCAAAAGCUAAUUGGUUUCAUGUUUUACAAUUCGAUCACAACAAUUACAUCAAUUAAAAAAAACAAAAUUGACCUUA